Messenger RNA from Musca vetustissima, 2979 nucleotides. RefSeq lists its product as uncharacterized. The coding region runs from base 1 to 2979 and encodes 992 amino acids. NCBI's taxonomy places the organism in Eukaryota, Metazoa, Arthropoda, Insecta, Diptera, Muscidae. The transcript has 3 exons. The record is from RefSeq and is a predicted model, not a curated record.
AUGAUGAAAUAUCUGUGGUUACAUCUUUUGCUGUGUUCCGGUCUAAAAUAUGGCCAGGCUCAAGGAUUCGGUAUGAAUCUUAUCAAAGUGGCGGAGGAUGAUCCCGGUCAAAUAGUCUGCACUGUGGCAUUGUUGGAAAAAUAUUUCUAUUCAGGCGAAUCGCUGUCGGGUUCUGUUCUGCAUUUUACCCUUACUUCGGCAUCGUUACAUUUGCAGAAGUCACUGCUGAAGGCACUGCAUGCAUUACCCAAUCAUCCUUGGUCUAUUGUGGUUAGAGAUUCGCAUAAGCGGGGUAAUUCCGAUUUGCCAAAUUUCAUUUUACACGAAAAACCUCAAUGCUACUUUAUGGUCAUCAACAAUAUGGACGAUGAGGAUAUGGAUCAGAUAUUUGAAAAUUGGAAACUGAGCAUAAAUUGGAAUCCAUUGGCCCAGUUUGUGGUGUACCUUUCGUCGGUGGAAGAGACGGCCGAAGAAAUGACAGAUAUUAUGAUUGAAAUCUUAUUGAAUUUUAUGAAUAAGAAAAUCUAUAAUGUCAAUGUGAUCGGCCAGAAUGAGGAAGAGACCUAUUAUUAUGGUAAAUCGGUAUUUCCCUAUCAUCCGGAUAAUAAUUGUGGUAAUCGUGUGAUAAAUAUAGAGACUUUGGAUUUGUGUGAUUAUCAGGAUACAGAUAAAUUCGAAGAUGAUGAUGAAGAGGAGGAGGAGGCGGAUGGAGAAGAGGAGGGGGAAGGAGAUAAUAACUCCAAUGCUGAAGAGGAAACUGAAGAUGAUGAUAAUGGUGGUAAUGGAGAGGAACAUUUUACAAAAGCGGACGAUGAGAGUGGAGAUGAUGAUCAGGGUGGUAAUGAAGGAGAAACUAUUUCCAAGGGAGAAAAUCCUGAAGAUGAAGAUAAUGUCGACAAUGGAGAGACACCAGUUUCAAAUGGAGAAGAAGAGAAUCAUACAUAUACUGAAGAUGAAGUUAACACUGACAAUGGAGAGGAGAAUGUUGCAAAAAGCGAAGGAGAGAGUAAUUUGAAUACUGAAAAUGAAGAUAAUGGUGAUAAUAGAGAGGCAAAUGUAUCGAAAUAUGAAAGCAGUAAUGAAAUCACAAAGAAUGGGGAUAUGGACGAAGUGUCGGAAGAACCACAGGAAAUGUCAUCUGAAAAGUCUAAGGAUAUAACCUCAAAAAAGCCAAAAACCCAUUCCACAGAUGUUGAAGAAGAGAAUGAUACUGAAAAUAAACAAUCCAAUGAGGAUGCAGAUUUGAGUGGCGAACCUUCUUCAGAGGUACAUGGAAAUAAUAUUGAUACAAAAUCAAUUGAAGGCGUAGAAAGUCACGAAGAAAGAUCGGGAAGUCUAAGAAAGAAACAGACUUUGUUGAAAUACGAAAAUGGUAACGAAAUUAGGGAUACUGCAUUACGGUCCGAGUCCGUUGGCAAUUCUUUUGAAGAUCCUUUGGGCACCAAGUCACAUGUAGAAUCCAAUAUACAAAAUUCCCAUAACAUAAAAUCCCUGCCCCUGAAAUCUGAAGAGGAAUCGGAUAGCCCCAAAUAUUACAUAGAAGAAAUGUAUAGGGCAUUAUUUUUGGAUAAAUUUCCCAAAGAUUUGAGUGGUUGUCCUUUGGUGGCCGCCUAUCGUCCUUGGGAGCCUUUCAUUUUCAAUGAAGCCUUGCAUGAAAAGAAAUUGGAAAAUAAAAACGAAAAUCCUACUGCAGCAGGCGGCAAUGCCGAUACAGACGACUAUGCCAAUGAUGAUAAUUAUGUGGAUGAUGAUGGUGUUGUGGAUUCCGAUUAUAAGUCCUAUGAUGAUGAUGAAUCCACCUCAAAUGGUGGUGAUGCUGGUGUGGAGAUCCGUUUAAAUGGCAUCGAAUAUAAAAUGAUACAAACUAUUGCCGAGCGGCUACACAUCAGUAUUGAUAUGCAGGUGGAGAAUACAAAUGUCUAUCAUUUGUUUCAGCAACUAAUUGAUGGUGACAUUGAAAUGGUUAUAGGCGGCAUAGAUGAGGAUCCCAGCAUAAGUCAAUAUGUGUCCAGUACAAUACCCUACCUUCAGGAUGAUCUGACCUGGUGUGUGGCGAAGGCAAGACGUACCCACAAUCUCUUCAAUUUCAUGUCAAUGUUCGAUAAUGUCGCCUGGUCACUUACCGUACUGGUCAUACUUACCGCCUCUUUUGGCAUAGCCAUGUCUCUGAAGCUUCUGAAACUUCGCUUGGACAUAAUGAAAAGCUUUUUCAGCAUUAAUAUCUAUGUCAUGGGUGUGGUCUUGAGUCAGGCGAUAAAUUUGCCCCGUAUACCUACCAGUCUACAAAUUUGCUUUGGUACCACGUUCUUUAUGGGUCUGAUUUUCAGCAAUGUCUAUCAGAGUUUCCUGAUUAGCACCCUUACAACACCCAAAUCGUCCUAUCAAAUUAGUCGCAUUGAAGAGAUCUAUGCCAAUCGUAUGAAAGUCAUGGGAAGUGUUGACAAUGUGCGUCAUUUGAGUAAGGAGGGUGAGACUUUUCGCUAUGUCCGCGAACAUUUUCACAUGUGCUACAACAUUGAAGAGUGUUUGGAUCGUGCCGCCAUCGAUCACAAAUUAGCAGUGGCUGUUUCACGACAACAUUCCUUUUACAAUCCCCGUAUACCCCGUGACAAUCUCUACUGUUUCGAUCGCAACGAGAAUAUUUAUGUGUAUUUGGUGACCAUGUUAUUGCCAAAGAAGUUCCAUUUGCUGCAUAAAAUCAAUCCGGUCAUACAGCAUAUUAUCGAGUCGGGCCAUCUGCAUAAAUGGGCUCAAGAUUUGGAUAUGCGUCGUAAAAUCGUCGAAGAAAUCCAACGCGCCCAUGAGGAGCGAUUUAGAAGUUUAACUCUGGAUCAUGUCAUUGGACCGUUUGCUUUAAAUUCGAUUUUGCAAUUUUUGGCAAUGUGUGUAUUUGGUGUGGAGCUGCUAGCACAUUGGUUGGUGGUGCGUCGUCGAACACGAUUGAAGAUUGCUAAAUAUAUUCAUAGGAAAUUGCUCUAA